GCUCCCUCACAUCCUCAUGCUCCUUUCGGCUUCCUCUCCCCCCUCACGCUGUGAUACUUCUCGCGCCUCGUAGCCAUCGAUGCCGCCGCCGGUCAACCGUUAUGGGCCUUCGGGCAUGACAGGCCCAUUCCCCCACCUCCAACAAGCACAUCUCCAGCAGCAACAACAGCAGCAGUCGCAACAUCAUACCGGCCACCCACAGUCCAACUCUGGCCUCCCUCCUCCCUCCCUUGGCGGACACCCAGGCUUUGGUCCUAGUAACCCUCAGUCAAGCAUCAAUCCCUUCAGUAUACCCGGUGCCAAUGGUAUUGGCGUCGCUGGCUUCCCUACCGGGGCUGGGGCGGGAGUUCUGGGCGACGGAAGUGGUACCGGGCUUGCCAGCCAUGCCGCACAGAUGGGGUUCGUAAGGGGUGCUCAGAUGCAGCAGCAGCAGCAACAGCAGCAACAGGCGCAGCAGCAGCUACAGCAGCACCAGGUGCAGCAGGUUCACUUGGGCCACGAUGGCCGUUUGACCAUGGAUGGCAAGAAUAGCGCUGUCAAGUCGAGGAUACGUGAUGUCUGGAAGCACAAUCUUGCCCAGGAGAUGGCCAUGCUGCGGUCAUUGGUAGAAAAAUACCCCUACAUCAGCAUGGACACCGAAUUCCCAGGAAUUGUGGCCAGACCGAUGGGCACCUUUACCACAAAAGCAGACUACCACUACCAAACCCUAAGGUGUAAUGUUGACUUACUCAAGAUGAUACAGCUUGGGAUCACUCUCUUCUCCGAGGACGGCGAGGUCCCUCCAGUCACAGCCACUCAUGCGAACUCGGAAGCCUACAAUGGAGCCCUGAUACCGGCGCCAUGUACCUGGCAAUUCAACUUCAAGUUCUCUCUCGAAAACGACAUGUACGCACAGGAGUCUACCAGUAUGCUGGCCAAAGCCGGCAUCGACUUUGCGCUUCAUGAAAAGAAUGGCAUUGACCCGUUGGACUUUGGAGCGUUGCUCAUGACGUCCGGAUUGGUCUUGCUUGACGACGUCCACUGGAUCUCCUUCCACUCCGGAUACGAUUUUGGAUACUUGAUGAAGAUCAUGCUGUGCAAACCCCUGCCUGACGAUGAGAAGGAUUUCCACAAACUUCUUAACAUAUUCUUCCCUUCUCUAUACGAUAUCAAAUACCUCAUGAAACACGCCGGACGGAAUCAAACAGCCAACGGAUCCCCGCUAACCCAUGCUGCAGCUCAGAUCAUUGCCAAUCUCGGCCAAAAGUCAGGUCUACAGGAUAUUGCAGACGAGCUAGGCGUCAAACGAGUCGGCAUUGCACACCAAGCCGGCUCGGAUUCCCUCGUCACCGGUGAGAUAUUCUGGAAAAUCAGACAACUUGUGUUCAACGGAACUAUAGAUGAGUCCAAGUAUUCCGGUCAGAUCUGGGGUCUCAACGGCCAGAUAGCCGCUGUGCCCUUCUACCCCGGAAACCAACCCCAUCAGACUCCAGGUGCCAACGGCACAGUCAUGUACUCAACCGCCGGAACACCUAGCACUCCCAACACAGGACAUGCAGCGUUGAACAGCCAUCAAACACCAGGCCGCCAAACCGGUAGCAUAACUCCAGGCACAGGAACCUAUGGCAAUUUCCAUCCAAGGUCUUAA
This is a messenger RNA of Microsporum canis CBS 113480, 1627 nucleotides long. RefSeq names its product CCR4-NOT transcription complex subunit 7. Bases 116 to 1627 code for a protein of 503 amino acids. The transcript is spliced from 2 exons. The record is from RefSeq and is a predicted model, not a curated record. Lineage: Eukaryota; Fungi; Ascomycota; Eurotiomycetes; Onygenales; Arthrodermataceae. Gene Ontology annotation, molecular function: nucleic acid binding; poly(A)-specific ribonuclease activity. Gene Ontology annotation, cellular component: P-body; CCR4-NOT core complex; CCR4-NOT complex.